AAGCCGAAAAGAAGAGGGAAACCCUUCAACCUUAUAGCCAAACACAGCUCAAUUUCUCAAUCUCUACAUUCUCUGUGACUUUCUAUUUCUCCCUUCCUCCCUUUUUUGUUCGUCACCAUGAUCUCUAUACUCGAUUUCUGCACUCUGUUUCAACGAUUGGCUCGAGCCAAACUCUUGAUCCCACAUCAAAUCUCUUUCGAGUGACAUUCCUAACUCUCAUCUUGCACUACAAAUUUCAAAAAAAAAAAGGCAAUAGAAUUUUGGGGGGAGAAAUGGAUUCAUUUGGCAUUCAGAAUGUUAAAUUCGAGAAGGCCAACGCCAUCUUGAGGUACCGUAGGCGUCAGAAAAUCACAACCCUGUUCAGGUUCAUCGAAAUAUUCAUCUUUCUCGUGAUUAUCACCAGGUUUUCCUGUCAAUUUCCUCUCGCUAAUUUCAAACUCUCUGGUGAAUACUUUCGAGGCCUCUCAGUCACCCUGGUCAGUACUCGGUUUGUCUUCGUUGUUGGAAACGUGAUAAUCGUUACUCUCUUCUGGAAAUCUGGACAGUUUUCAGCUCAAGAUGAUACCAACAAUAACAUCAAAUUUGAUUUCCAUGAUGAUUAUGUCGAAAACAGUCAAAAGAAUCAGAAUAUUUAUGGGACUGAGAGUGAGAACCAGGGGAAACAGAGCAGGGAUAAGGAUUGUACAGCUACACCUGAUCUGUUUGGUUCCAAGGAAAGAAAGAUUCAUAGGUGUCAAUCAGAGGAUUUUAAGAAAUUGCACCAUGUGGAGCCUUGUCGGGAACUAAGGCGAUCAGUGACGGAAAGAAACUGGGAAAGUGUAAAUUAUAGUGAGAAACCAGUAGUGAAUUCCCAUGCAGAGGACGAAAUGAGCAGUGAAGAAUUCAGGCGCAAGGUUGAGGCUUUCAUUGCCCGACAGCAGAAGUUACUAAUGGAAGAAUGAGUUUUCAAUUACUCUUUAUAUCAAAGCAUAGCUUGUUUAUGAAGAUCCACUGCUGUUGUUAUGUUAUUGUUUUCCUUUCUCUUUUGCUCCUUAGAAACAGGGAAAAAAAAAUACUAUUAUGAUGCUAUAAGAAAGGGGUUCUUGAGAUCUUCUCUCUAUGUCUCCCCUCUAAAAAAUACAAUUAUGAUGCUAUAAGUAAGGUGUUAUAUAUAUCAUGUAGCGUUUGAACUUCAUUCAAACUAAUUUACUUCUC
This is a messenger RNA of Ilex paraguariensis (yerba mate), 1194 nucleotides long. Lineage: Eukaryota; Viridiplantae; Streptophyta; Magnoliopsida; Aquifoliales; Aquifoliaceae. The record is from the annotation of a GenBank genome assembly.